GUUUAUUUAUUUCAAAUUAUUUGUUGUUUACUUUUCAUGCAGAGAGAGUUUAGCGAUGCUCGUGGCACGCCAGAUUCCGCUUGGGGCAUUUGCAGUUAGAUUGCAGUCCAACGUGCAGAGAUCGAAGGUGACUUUGCGUUUCUUUCAGCGUUCAACGUUUUCCGUGCAACAGCGCCAUUCUGUGGAGCAGUGCCUGGUUUCAUUGAUAUCCGCCUCCUGUGCACAUCCCUCGGAGAAUCGUCUGCUCUCUAGCAAGGCCAGCACGCAAAGAGGCAUUAGCCCGAAAGCGAUUCUGCGGUUCUUCUCUGGCCAAAGGGAGAGUGAAGUCUCUAAACCAACCAUGGAAGCGAAGUGGUGGAGCAAAGAUACAGUCGCAGUUGUCACUGGAG
Chara braunii is the source of this 389-nucleotide messenger RNA. NCBI's taxonomy places the organism in Eukaryota, Viridiplantae, Streptophyta, Charophyceae, Charales, Characeae. The record is from the annotation of a GenBank genome assembly.